AUGGAUGAAAUUUAUAAGAUCGCUUCCACAGAAAGGAUCCAGCAGUUAGAAAAAGAACUGGCUAUGCACCUGACUGACCUGAAGUCUGAGAUAGAAGAACGGGAGACUCAUCGAGCUUACAGCUCUGUUCAAAUACCAAAAGACAUUUCUUACUUUAGAAGAGAAAGGGAACUGGCUCUAAAGAAAACCUUACAGGUGGCGGAGUCAAAGCCCCUUGUUGUUCAAGCAGAUGUCAUGCAGAGGGAGCUAGAGAGCUGUCUAAGAAGAGAGUACACCCCUGAAAAUUUACCUUUGCUUCUAUUGCAGUAUUAUACAGAGAGAAUUACCCAGCUGGCCCAGAGUAAAUAUUUACACAUGCUUAGAUGGAAGAGGUUUUGCCAGCACAGUAAGAUUAUGGAGCAACUUUAUCCUUUUUACAAGAAACAAGUUGCCUACAUUAUGGAGGAGUACAAUGAUGCCCUUCAGAGAGCUGAAAGAUUGUCUGUUGCCCGAGAAAAUUUCCUUACGGGAAAAAAUAAUCCUUCUAACUUAGUGACACAAGAAGACCUGACAAUUUAUACAAAGUGGUUUGUGUGUCACCUACAUUCACUCAGGACUAUUCACCACUACCUACAGUCCCUCCAGUAUUUGCCUAUCUCCAAAAUGUUGAAUAUAGCUGUCAAUGAAGGUCCUGAGGCUGAUCAGGAGAAUGAAAGGGUCUGGGUCAAUGACAUCGACCCUAACAUCCAGGGUUGUGCAUCUCCGGGCCCGGUGAAUACCAGGAUUUCAGGGCUGACGAGAAGAGAAGCUGCUUUUUUCCUGCCCCAACACGUGACUGAAAGAGAAGAACUGACACCUCAGCUGGGGGUUCUGCUCUCCCAUUUCGAUAUCCCCCAUGACUUGGAAGAGCUGAGAGAUGCUGCUCAGGAAAUCGAACUUUUUAAUUUGGUUUCCCAAAAAUUUCAAAGCAUCUUCAUGGAGCAACAGACAAUGCAAACAUUUCCAGAAUAUGAUGCUGAGAUAGAUAAAGUAGAGAACUUGGGUUUGGCAGGACCUGAUUAA
Molecule: messenger RNA, 1041 nt
Organism: Nyctereutes procyonoides (raccoon dog)
Lineage: Eukaryota; Metazoa; Chordata; Mammalia; Carnivora; Canidae
Exons: 9
Coding region: 1-1041 (346 amino acids)
Source: RefSeq, a predicted model, not a curated record